AUGACCAAUCAGAGCGCGGGCUGCAGUAUCUUGCUCAGCUCGUAUUUCGACAUCCUCGCGAUCACGGCGUACUUCCCGCCACCCCAGCGUCACCAAGUGGACUCCUGGAAGGCGACGGUGGCCAAGCUCACGCAGUGGAUCCACCAGACGGUCCAGACCGCCAAGAGGCGCGCGCUGGUGCUCAUAGGUGCGGACACGAAGUCGGGCUUCGGCAAGACGGCGGUGCUCCAGGGGAUGCCCUGCUUCACGGCAGACGACCUGCACAAGGGCAGACAUCAGACGGCCUUCGAGAAUUACACCACGUCCGAGCUCUGGCGGGUCAUGCGCAUGGAGGGCCUCUCGGCGGUCGACGCAUUCUUUGCGACAGGUCUCAUGCCGUUUCCACGGCUGCACUUUGAGCCGCCGCAGGAAGUGGAGCCUCGAUGGGACUACGACCAGGUCGCCGCACUCCUCCAGCCUGAGGGGGGCCUUACUUUCGCGGCGGAGAUGGAGCGCCUGUCCGAGCGCCAUGCGGGUGUUUGGAAGCAGCAG
Molecule: messenger RNA, 531 nt
Organism: Prorocentrum cordatum
Lineage: Eukaryota; Dinophyceae; Prorocentrales; Prorocentraceae
Source: the annotation of a GenBank genome assembly